AUGCCUAUUCAACUUAGCCAGUGCUAUGCAGUAUCUACAACGCAUGAAGGCAUGCCUUAUAAUGGAGAGGGUACGCCAUCUACGAUAUACGAGGGCUUGCAACCCUUCAAUGCAGAAGAAACAGAGGUGGAAAAUUUCUUGGAUUUUGACCUGGAUAUGAACUUCUUACCAAGCUUGUUUGACCUCAACACCGGGAUUGAGCGACCUGAUAAUCCCCUGCUGGCGCCAAAAGAGCCCGAAGGGCUUGCGGUUAGAACCCCUGGACCUCCUACGCCCUUGACUCCUGCAGCGGUGGCUGAGAUGUACAACCGCAGUCUUUCACCAUCCCUGGAAGGAGAAGCUAUGGAGCCACGUCAAUAUCAGCCUAGUGCCACUGGUAUCGACGCUCUGUUUUCAUUCCCCAACAUGGAGCACCUCUCUACUGAGGAAGUAGAUCAAGAGAAUCUGGCGCAUGUCCCUGAAGUUUCAAACAUUGUCGUCGACCAGAUGGCUCAAUUGGCACUGACUAUUGAGACUACAUCGAAUUUUCCGCGCUUUGUUGAGUUGAGGAUGCCACCUGCUUCUGUUAUCAAUGCCUGGGUGCAACUCUACUUCGAACAUUUUCAUCCAGUGUUCCCGUUCCUACAUAAGCCGUCCUUUGGAACUUCCGAUACACAUUGGCUACUUAUGUUUGCUGUUAGCGCCAUAGGAGCUCAAUUUUCUGAGCUGCCCCAAUCGCAAGCCUGUUCAAGGGCCAUGAAUGAAAUUGUCCGGCGGUCGGCAUCUUAUCUGUGCGAAAACAAUAAUCAAAACAGUCGUGAACUCUGGCUGACACAGGCAAUCCUGCUCAAUCAACUGGCCUUGCGGUAUUCCGGGGAACGGAGGGCCCUCGAAAUCGCCGAGUCAUUGCAAGCUCUUCCGGUGACUUUGGCUCGCCGGAAAAGAUUGUUCACCAGCCAUUUGCCUCAUGAACGACUAUAUCAUCUCGACCUACCCCUGGACCAGAGAUGGCAGAUCUGGACUCUUGACGAGGAGAGGCGGCGAACUGGCUUUGCCAUCUGGGUGAGUGGAUGCAUGCUCUGA
This is a messenger RNA of Penicillium digitatum Pd1, 1062 nucleotides long. Its product is annotated as Fungal transcriptional regulatory protein, N-terminal. Gene Ontology annotation, biological process: DNA-templated transcription; regulation of DNA-templated transcription. The record is from RefSeq and is a predicted model, not a curated record. Gene Ontology annotation, molecular function: DNA-binding transcription factor activity, RNA polymerase II-specific; zinc ion binding; DNA binding. Lineage: Eukaryota; Fungi; Ascomycota; Eurotiomycetes; Eurotiales; Aspergillaceae.